Messenger RNA from Encephalitozoon intestinalis ATCC 50506, 588 nucleotides. Its product is annotated as putative transcriptional G2/M transition repressor. Gene Ontology annotation, cellular component: nucleus. The record is from RefSeq and is a predicted model, not a curated record. The transcript has a single exon. Lineage: Eukaryota; Fungi; Microsporidia; Unikaryonidae. Bases 1 to 588 code for a protein of 195 amino acids.
AUGAGAAUGAACGAUUCAAGUAGACUGAAAAAGUUGUACCAGAUAGAGGAAAAAAGAUUUGAGGAGAGGGUAAAGAGAUAUAAAGACAUAGGAUAUAUGAUGGACAUGCAUCAGUUUUACUUGGAGGAUGUCUUACUGAAGAGAGAGGAGAUCCUUUACAAAUACGCCCUAUCGACUCAAAGCACAGAAGAGCUUUGGGAGGAGGAUACUCUGGGAUUCGACUAUGAAUUCAUCCACAAGAGUGUUAGAGACAGGGAGUGGAGAAAGGGAGUCUCAGGAAAUGGAUUAAUAGACGUCCGUGGGAUUUCUGGGCCCAAGUCCCCUUGCAGAGAGGAAAGGGCUGGAAGUUCGUCUUCCAGGGCACAGAAGGCAAAAACGAGGGUGUAUGCAUGCGAGAUAGAGGGGUGCAACAAGAAAUACACGUCUUCCUUCGGCCUCAAGUAUCACAUGAAAGAAGGCCACUCCGAAGAGAAGAUGAACAUAUUCAAGCCCUAUGUUUGUCCAUUUGGCGGAUGCGACAAGAAAUACAAGAACAAUAAUGGCCUCAAAUACCAUAUAAAGCACUACCAUGAUGACCAAGCGGCCUGA